Molecule: messenger RNA, 3273 nt
Organism: Mercenaria mercenaria
Lineage: Eukaryota; Metazoa; Mollusca; Bivalvia; Venerida; Veneridae
Exons: 2
Coding region: 872-2260 (462 amino acids)
Molecular function (GO): protein binding
Source: RefSeq, a predicted model, not a curated record
GUUUUAUACACUAAUAAUGUUAAUGUAAUUGACAUUUAUCGAUCAAAAUAGAAAGCGUAUAAUAUAUAUUUAUCCUGUUUGUAUAUUGCUGUAGUUGUGAUUACGGAUUUGGAAGUUAUUUUUACUAAAUUUGCUCAGAAUGUUUAGCGUUCCAGAAUAUUCGCCUAACAUGUCACAGAGACUGUCUCGGGUGUUGGAUGAUAUUGGAGUGAACGAGAGAAUUGUACUUAAGAGAAGACGGGCGAACAUUCUAAAUGAAAUAAAUGAUUCACUAACCAACGCAAUGCUUCAGGAUGAGGACACUUCUACUUACUGGUUGGGGAGUAGAACAGAAGGUACAACAACACCAGGACUGCAGUCAGACGUUGAUAUUUUGACUUGCAUGCGAGAUUACAAUGUUAUACAGGACUUGGAGAAAUUGCAACCUGACUGUACCAACCUCCUCAUUGUCAAUACGGAAUCAAUGUCACCUGGUUACUGCUAUCUGCAAGUGAUACAAGAUGAGUCAUCAACUCCUGUUGAAGAUUUAUCAAAUGAUAACUUCAUAACUGAUGUACAUGGACGUGUAUUUCUUAAAAACACGAAAGUCAAUGCUCCCGUAGAUCUUGUAUGUGAAUAUUUACAAGAUAUGCAUGGUCCUUCAUUAGCUCUUAGUUUGGAAGGUACAUGUGAUAUGGAUCUAGUUUCCGCCUUCCCAUGUUCAUCUUGGCCGCAGUCAGCAGUCAACUUGUCAGAGUCAAGACAGUGGCCAACAGUUGAAAUGCAGGUAUACGCAGAGAGCAGCGGAUGUUUACUUGUACCUGUUGGCAGUAACAUUGGAGAAAAUACAGAAUAAGAAUGGAGAAUAUCUACUUGUUUGGCUGAGAGGUGCAUGAUGUUUAAUUUAAACAUCACACAAAUUCGUUGUUACGUUUUAAUGAAGAUGUUGCUUAAAACAUAUAUCAACCAAAAGGAUGAAGAUAAUAUUUCAAGUUUUAUGUGUAAAACAAUACUUUUACAUCUUGCCAAAAACUUAAGAUCAAAUAUUUGGCAAGAAAACAAUUUGUUCAAAUGUUUAUCGAUUUACAUAUCAGCAUUACAAAAUUGCAUAUCAAAUGGACAGUGUCCACACUUCUUUAUACCGGAAAACAAUCUGAUGGGCAGAAAGUUUUCGACAGAAAUCAAACUCAUUCUCACUGAAAGAGUGCAGCAACUGAUAUAUAGUUAUGGACAAGCUUUGCUUGGAAUUGAGAUAGAUGAACUUGGACAGAGAAUACUCAGCAGUGUGAACAGUCUGCAUCGAAUAGAAAAAACUGUGGCACCGAACGGAAAAAGCAAAGAAGUGAUUGCAGGAUCAUUGUCUAGAGAUGUUUUUGAUAGACACGAAAGUCAUUUACAAACUUUAGCACAACUACAUAAAUUGGAUUUCAGUGAUGUAUUUGCAAUUACGUCCCUUUUGCAUUGUAUAUCUAAACUUACUGUCUGCAACAAACAAGCAAACAGCUUAGAAAAGUUAGCAGUGAGAUUGUUGGUUCCACUGCUAUACUCAACACUUGGUUCUGUUAUAGCAUCAUGCAACACUGGCUUUGACAGAUGUGUACCAGAAGGAGCACUUGCUUUAUUUUUAGCAGGUAUACGAUCAGACAUAUUAUCCGGUUGGUUGAAACUUGCAUCUGCACUUUACUGCUCAGGAGAAUACGAAAAGACAGAAAUUAUACUAAGGAUCAUUGGAGGACAGCCUGAAAUAAACUCUGCACAGGUGAUAUGCGGCUGUUACAACCCAGGAGACCCUGCCAUUUAUGCAGAACUUGCAAGAGUUUCUAACGAACGCAAUGAGGAAGCUGCAAGACAGGCUAUAACAAUUUGCAUCAAGUUUUUACCAUCCGAAAUGAACUGCGUUCCACAUGAACUGCUGUACGAAAUGUUCAGAUCUACAGAGGAAGAUAUACAGAACAGGUCUGAUUUUGAAAUCUGGAUGGACUGGGCUGUGGUUGAUUGUGUUUCCUACUUGUAUUUCCUACAGUACAAGACAUACGGACAUCUUAGAAAACGUGCGGAACAGCAACGUGCACUCAGAAACCUUGCGAAAACAAUAGACGCAGAUUUUCGUCUACGUCACAGGGAAACAGCCCUGAAUCUUCUAGGACAAUGUCUAGAACAUGAAGGUAGAGGUACGCAUGCUCUUCAAUGUUAUAUGAGGUCAAUAAAUAUCAGGGAAAGAAACAAUGCAGCUAGAAUGCAUAUAUGCAUGUUGCUGUCAAAUCUCAUCAACAGAAAUUAAGUAAAUAAGGCUACUGAAGUUAUUUGUAGUGGUUUUUCAAACAGUGUAACGUAAAAAUAGAUUGAUCCACCCUCCUGCAGCGCCUGUAUAUGGCCUUGACAGUGCUGUUAUAAAUGUUUUAAGAAAAUUUUUUAUGUCGGACAAAACGCACAUAAUGCUGGAAAAUAUAGCAGUUUUGCAUUCCUGUGUUUCUUGCAUUUGUUGCUUUCUUUAAGAAUCUGGUCAUAUUUGUGAAAUAAAUGUGCCUAUAUAUUCUGUUUUCUUGCUAUAUUUAUCACUUACUGUGUUUAUCAAACCUUUGUUAUCAGUCAUUUUAUUUUAGUCAUCUUUGGACUGAAUACCUUGCAAUUAUGAUCGGAUGCCAGCUUUUGAGUCAGCAUCGAAGGGUACAAAUAGAUAGGACUUCAUCGCCUCAUUUCGGUGCACAGUUACAGACAUAUCAUAUUACGAAGUACUUCCGGUGUGGGUUAGCCUCAGUGCCAUCACGAAUCUACAUGAUAAAUAUGAAUCAAAUUCAUCACAGUUCAAUAGCUAUAAUGACCAACUUUAUUACUUGGGUCAGCAAGUGGCUCAACAAUAUAACUCACGGGUGAAGCUGCUUAUUCUGAUAUAUUGAUUGCAAGAUACUGAAAUGAAUUAUGCAUGUUUACAAAUGAAAAACUAUAGUUUUUAUUAAACCUGACAUAUUUUAUUUUGAUUUUCUUAAGUUCUGUUAAAAUUGUACCUUACUAGACCAUACUGAUAAACAUACCCUGUAAGCUGAGGUGGGUAUUAACAAUUAUAGUUCGAUGUCCUAUGUCACCGGCAUUGUACAAUUAUAUAGUACUCUAUAAAUAGGCACAUGUACAAUGAAUUCAAUAUAAUAUAUAGAUAAAGCUCAAUCGAAAAAAAGAUUGCAACAGCUGUGUGAGAGUGUAGUUGUAGUUAAUGAAGCAUCACUUUCUUACGAAAUAACCAACGCUCUUUUUUUUCUUUUCUAUACCAGUAGUAGAGAUGUUUUUCUUUAUAGGAAU